Molecule: messenger RNA, 450 nt
Organism: Spodoptera littoralis (African cotton leafworm)
Lineage: Eukaryota; Metazoa; Arthropoda; Insecta; Lepidoptera; Noctuidae
Source: the annotation of a GenBank genome assembly
AUGAGAAGACUACCGUCAACCUACUGGAUUACCGUCAUCCUACUGGAUUACCGUCAUCCUACUGGAUUACCGUCAUCCUACUGGAUUACCGUCAUCCUACUGGAUUACCGUCAUCCUACUGGAUUACCGUCAUCCUACUGGAUUACCGUCAUCCUACUGGAUUACCGUCAUCCUACUGGAUUACCGUCAUCCUACUGGAUUACCGUCAUCCUACUGGAUUACCGUCAUCCUACUGGAUUACCGUCAUCCUACUGGAUUACCGUCAUCCUACUGGAUUACCGUCAUCCUACUGGAUUACCGUCAUCCUACUGGAUUACCGUCAUCCUACUGGAUUACCGUCAUCCUACUGGAUUACCGUCAUCCUACUGGAUUACCGUCAUCCUACUGGAUUACCGUCAUCCUACUGGAUUACCGUCAUCCUACUGGAUUACCGUCAUCCUACUGGAUUAA